This is a messenger RNA of Pimephales promelas (fathead minnow), 1028 nucleotides long. RefSeq lists its product as uncharacterized. NCBI's taxonomy places the organism in Eukaryota, Metazoa, Chordata, Actinopteri, Cypriniformes, Leuciscidae. The record is from RefSeq and is a predicted model, not a curated record.
AGCUCAGAUUCCAACAGACAGCUGGACAACACUGACACUGCAUCAGCAAAACACAGAUCCACAAUGAAGGCCUUGUUCGUCCUGCUCCUGUUGCUGCCUCUCUGCAUGGCGGAUUAUUCCAUCGAUUGCUAUGGGGAGGAUUUCCUGAUGGUGAGGAACAUGGUCCUGCACUGCAAAAGUAAAGUUCCUCAGGCCUGCUACACCAGAGUGACUGGAGAGAAGGGCUGCGUCAGCAUGAACUUCUGUCAAAGGAAAGGCUGGAAUUGCUGUUAUGAAAGCAAGUGCAAUGCUUGAUCUUCACACUCAGCCAGCUUCCUUCAUCAUCAUCAUGUUCCAACACCACUGCAACAACGUUGCAAAAUUGACAAUCAGACUGUGAUUUCAUGUUCUUAAUGUAGAUAUCGUCUUGUUCAUGUGCAUGCUCAUAAUAUAGUGAAGAAAUAAUAUUAGUCAUCCAGAAAUCAACAAAUAAAUCAAGGUUUAUCAGUACAGCAGAGAACAGGCCGUUUUUCUGAGUCAGGAAGAAAUGCACACAACAUAACCUCUCUCUCGAACACAGACUGAAGAGCAAACAUCAUUCAAGGUCUGCUGCUUGUUUACUCGUCCAAACUUCAGAGGUUACAGGGGCAGCAAGCUCUUUUUUUUAAUGUGUGUUUUAUUUUUAUUUUUUUGCUGACUCACACGACUGAGGGAUCAAGGUUUUGCUGGAAUGACUCGGACUCUGUUGCCCCCUGUUGGUGGAUGUUGCAUCUACACCAUUCAGAAAAAAGCAUCUUUCGAAAUUAACUGUGUUUUAUACUCAUAUUAUGAAUAUUUUAAUAAAUAAUCACAAUAAGUAAGUAUACUAGCAUGGGGUUGGUUCGGUUAAGCACUAGUAGAAAUGGUUGGGAGUAACGUAAAAAGGCAUAUGUUAUAAUUAUUGCAAUGCACAUGAUAUUCUUUCUAGCAAUGUAACCCAAAAUGUUUUUAUGGUACACAACCAAACAGUAAUGCCUAUUUUUGAAUAAACAGUGAACUUUACCAAUGGU